AUGUAUCGGCAAGUUCUUGUUCAAGAUGAGUAUCAAGACUUGCAAAGAAUUCUCUGGAGACCAAACAUCAUGGAAGAAAUCAAACAGUUCAGAUUGACAACUGUAAUCUACGGCACGUCAAUAGCUCCAUAUUUAGCAGUACGUUGCCUGCAUCAAGUUGGUUUGGACACAAUGGAGAAAAAUCCAAUGCUCGCAAAAGUCAUCAUCAAGGACUUUUACGUUGAUGACCUAUUGACAGGAGCAAACUCGGUUAAGGAGGCAAGAAAACUCAAGGGACAAUUACAAGAAACUUUGGGAAAGGUUCAUUUCAACUUGAGGAAGUGGACUUCCAACUCACAGGAAGUUAUUCAUAAGGAAAAUGUGGCAUCGAUUGGACAUUUGAUAUCGGAUGAUGGAAUCAGCAAAAUAUUAGGUUUACUCUGGAAUUCAAGAGAUAUUUUAUAUUUCACAACAAGAGUCAUUCCAACAAAUAACAGGGUCACAAAACGAAUCAUCCUAUCAUCAAUUUCAAAAACCUUUGAUCCCUUAGGAUUAGUGGGUCCAUGCAUCAUCAAGGCCAAAUUGAUAAUGCAGAAAUUGUGGAAACUAAAUCUAUCUUGGGAUGAAUCAGUCCCCAAUGACGUUCAUACUGAGUGGUUAAGGUUUCAAAAUAAAUUUGAAUGGAUCAACAAGGUCAAAAUGCCAAGACAAGUAAUAAGUGCUACAGCAAAGAGAAUACAAAUCCAUGGAUAUUGUGACGCAUCCGAACAAGCUUAUGGUGCUUGUAUCUACGCUCGGUCUACUCAUUCGACUGGUAAUCACCUUGUCAGACUCAUUUGUGCCAAGUCGAAAGUAUCUCCCCUGAAAUGCAUUUCAUUGCCCAAACUGGAGUUAUGUGGAGCACUACUUCUAGCUAGACUAGUGAGUUCAGUAGUAAAGGCACUAGACAUGAACAUUCAGAAAAUCACAUACUGGUGUGAUUCACAGAUCACACUAGCUUGGAUAGCAGGGGAACCAUACAAGUGGAAAACCUUCAUAUCAAAUAGAGUUGCAGAAAUACAGCAGUUAACAAGACUUAAUCAAUGGAGGCAUGUGGCAAGUAAGGAGAAUCCAGCAGACAUCAUAUCUAGGGGUCUCGAACCUGUCGAGCUAGCCAAUUGUGAGUUGUGGUGGAAUGCUUCUCCCUGGAUUUCAAUGGAUGAACAGUUUUGGCCAAAACAUGACGUAAAAUUCCCUGAUGAGAUGCCACAACAGAAAACUAAUUGUAUUAGUUUAGUAUCAGCCACUCAACGGUUUGAUCUUUUUACAAGGUAUACAUCAUUGACAAAACUGCAACGGGUCAUAGCUUACAUAUUUAGAUUCAGAGUUUUAAGGGCAUUCAGGCUGUUUUCUAUUCGCCAUUCACAACGCCUUUCUACGGAUCCCUAA
Molecule: messenger RNA, 1407 nt
Organism: Harmonia axyridis
Lineage: Eukaryota; Metazoa; Arthropoda; Insecta; Coleoptera; Coccinellidae
Exons: 1
Coding region: 1-1407 (468 amino acids)
Source: RefSeq, a predicted model, not a curated record